Acaulospora colombiana is the source of this 189-nucleotide messenger RNA. NCBI's taxonomy places the organism in Eukaryota, Fungi, Glomeromycota, Glomeromycetes, Diversisporales, Acaulosporaceae. The record is from the annotation of a GenBank genome assembly.
GAUACCGUUCCAGCUGGGAGUAACGAUUCGGAGUUCGCAAGUUCUCUACCUAACUUAUACAUUUUGACCAUUCGGCCGGGUAAAAGUCAGGCUCAAGCUCGUGCCAUCUCUUGGACCUUGCCACUCCCCUGCUCGGACACCGCCCAAGGCGGCUUUACCAUUCGACUAUCUAGAAUUUCCUUCAUUUGA